Sorex fumeus (smoky shrew) is the source of this 2431-nucleotide messenger RNA. RefSeq names its product ADP ribosylation factor GTPase activating protein 2 (gene ARFGAP2). Gene Ontology annotation, molecular function: GTPase activator activity. The transcript has 16 exons. The coding region runs from base 79 to 1641 and encodes 520 amino acids. The record is from RefSeq and is a predicted model, not a curated record. Lineage: Eukaryota; Metazoa; Chordata; Mammalia; Eulipotyphla; Soricidae. Gene Ontology annotation, biological process: COPI coating of Golgi vesicle.
GGCUCAGCCCACCGGCCCGGCCGCGAUUGGCCCGCGGCGGGACCCGUCGGCCGCGGUGGUGCCUGGGAAGGAGAGAGGAUGGCGGCCGAGCCGAGCAAGACCGAAAUCCAGACUCUGUUUAAGCGGCUCCGCGCGGUCCCGACCAACAAAGCUUGUUUCGACUGCGGCGCCAAGAAUCCGAGCUGGGCCAGCAUCACGUACGGGGUGUUCCUGUGUAUCGACUGCUCGGGCGUGCACCGCUCCCUGGGCGUCCAUGUCAGCUUCAUCAGGUCCACAGAGUUGGAUUCCAACUGGAACUGGUUCCAGCUGAGAUGUAUGCAGGUCGGCGGGAAUGCCAACGCGACAGCUUUCUUCCGCCAGCAUGGGUGCACAGCUAACGAUGCCAACACCAAAUACAAUAGCCGGGCCGCCCAGAUGUACCGGGAAAAGAUCCGGCAACUGGGGAGUGCCGCUCUGGCCCGGCACGGCACCGAUCUGUGGAUAGACAACCUGAGCAGUGCGUCCAGUCACUCCCCAGAGAAGAAGGACCCAGAUUUCUUCACGGAACACACUCAACCUCCUGCCUGGAACGUGCCAGUCUCCGAGCCCACAGAGAACCUGCAGCCAGCCCCAUGUGUGGACAGUGGCAGCCUAGCACAGCCGGAGCACGGCCCCACCACGGACCUGCUGAGCACCUCACCCAAAGCGUCUCUGGAACUGAAAACCUCCCUCAUUGGCAAGAAGAAGCCAGCAGCUGCUAAGAAAGGGCUGGGGGCCAAGAAGGGCCUGGGGGCCCAGAAGGUGAGCGGCCAGAGCUUCAGCGAGAUCGAGCGGCAGGCGCAGGUGGCAGAGAAGCUGCGCGAGCAGCAGGCGGCCGACGCCAAGAAGCAGGCCGAGGAGUCCGUGGUGGCUUCCAUGCGGCUGGCCUACCAGGAGCUCCAGAUUGACCGGAAGAAGGAGGAGAAGAAGCUGCAGAGCCUGGAGGGGAAGAAGCGAGAGCAGGCCGAGAGGCUGGGCAUGGGCCUGGUGUCCCGGAGCUCCGUCUCGCACUCGGCCCUCUCGGAGAUGCAGGUCAUCGAGCAGGAGACUCCGGUGAGCGCAAAGUCCGCCCGUUCCCAGCUUGACUUGUUCGACGAUGUUGGCACUUUUGCCUCUGGACCCCCGAAGUACAAGGACAACCCCUUCUCCUUGGGGGAUAGUUUUGGUUCCCACUGGGAUUCGGAUACCACCUGGGGUAUGGACCGGAUGGAGGAGAAGGAGCCCGAGGUGACCAUUUCCAGCAUCCGGCCCAUAUCUGAAAGAGUCACCAAUCGGAGGGAAGCGGAGAGCCGGAGCUCAGGCCUCGAAUCCAGCGAAGCACGGCAGAAAUUCGCCGGCGCCAAAGCCAUCUCCUCAGACAUGUUCUUCGGGCGGGAGGUGGACACAGAGUACGAGGCCAGGUCGCGGCUGCAGCAGCUCGCAGGCAGCAGCGCCAUCAGCUCCUCAGACCUCUUUGGGGACUUGGACGGCGCGCAUGGAGCAGGCAGCGUGUCUCUGGGGAACGUGCUCCCUGCGGCCGACAUCGCCCAGUUCAAGCAGGGCGUCAAGUCAGUGGCUGGGAAGAUGGCCGUGCUGGCCAACGGCGUGAUGAACUCCCUGCAGGAUCGCUACGGUUCCUACUGACGACUGCCUGCAGCGGGAGGACCGGCUCUGUGUGCUGUGUGACGGGGUGGCCUUGGGGAUGUCGGGGAGCGGGUGAUCUCCGCCUCUUGGCUCAGUCCUCGCUUCCCUGCCCCUCCACGCUCCAUUCCCAUCCUGCCCCGCCCUGUUACAGGGCUGGCAGCCCCGUGCAGGGAAAGGGGACAGGGCAAGGCUCUAGGAUCCUAGGUUGGGGGCAACGGGGCGGUCUGGGCCGGAGCAGCAGGGAAGGAGGACCCUGGCCUGUCUUCUCCUGGGCUCGGAACGUCCUGCUCCCUUGGGGGUCCCGGGGCAAGCCGUGGAAUGGCACCCCUCCCUCAGUGCCCACUUGGCAGUUCCUUGUGGCGUCCCGCACCUUCUGUGCCGUCCAUCGUGGGCCCCCGGACUCUGUCCCUCUCCCGACUUCACGGCCAGGGGAGUGUGUGGUGCCGGCCAUGGAUGCACAGGGCGGGGGGCCAGCAGCAGUUUCUGGGGCUCCACUCUCUGGCCGCAUCUAAGGUUUAUGGGGCCGGACAGAGUCCUACCCCCAGAGCUGCAGGUGUGUCCUGUGGGCUGCUGGGCACACUGACCCCCAUCUAUCCCCCCCACUCCGCCCCAUGCCGUCCCCCACCAUGCAACCAGCAGGUGGCCCGCCAUGCGGGGCGGGGGAGGCACCCCGCCACAGGCCUCCCCGCUGCCCCCUCCCCCAAGGGACAGGACUGUCUUUCUGGACCGUGUGUAUUGAACCAGGUGGUGUCAAAUAAAGCCGGGGGCCCGGCCCCGCUGCUCUGAGUGA